Molecule: messenger RNA, 444 nt
Organism: Drosophila willistoni
Lineage: Eukaryota; Metazoa; Arthropoda; Insecta; Diptera; Drosophilidae
Product: mitochondrial import inner membrane translocase subunit Tim8
Exons: 1
Coding region: 165-434 (89 amino acids)
Source: RefSeq, a predicted model, not a curated record
UCAAAAUUAUUACAAAGAAUUAGUAAUCAAAAUUAUAGCAAAAAUCUAAAAUCAAUUUCAAAUUUUUACUGAACAAACCUCAAGGCUUUAAACAAAAUAUAACAAAAUAUUUACAAAAUCUUUUUAUUCGUUGAAAUUGUCUUACAACAUUUUUGGGACCAAUCAUGUCCGAUAUGGACUCACCGAUGACUCCUAAGGAAAAGGAACUGCAUAAAUUCAUAAUGAUUGAGAAGCAGAAGGCACAGAUCAAUGCACAGAUACACGGAUUCAAUGAUAUUUGUUGGGAGAAAUGCAUUGGCAAGCCGGGAAAGAAAUUGGACAGAAACACGGAGGCGUGUUUGAAAAAUUGUGUUGAUCGCUUUAUUGAUACAUCACUGUUGAUAGCUCAACGUUUCACUCAGAUGGUGCAGAAAAGAGAUGCGCAUAAUAAAUAAUCAAUAUUAA